Molecule: messenger RNA, 1992 nt
Organism: Drosophila arizonae
Lineage: Eukaryota; Metazoa; Arthropoda; Insecta; Diptera; Drosophilidae
Gene: SppL
Product: signal peptide peptidase-like protein
Biological process (GO): membrane protein proteolysis
Cellular component (GO): Golgi-associated vesicle membrane; lumenal side of endoplasmic reticulum membrane; cytoplasmic side of endoplasmic reticulum membrane
Molecular function (GO): aspartic endopeptidase activity, intramembrane cleaving
Source: RefSeq, a predicted model, not a curated record
AGUUCGUUGUUUUUCCAUCAGAAAAAACAGUAAAGGAGUGCAAAGAAAAAUAAUAAAAUAAUGCAUUAUUAGUAAUAAACUAUUGAGUAACCAGUGAAAAGUGCAUUAGCUGCAACUAAUUCACAAAAAAAUUAAAAUGUGUGAACUAAGCAUGUAGCAGCUGUGGCUUUUCACUAAACGAAAAGAAAAUCGGUACAAAAGGAAAACAAAAUACACAGCCAAACACGAAUGUAAAUGUGAAUCGCAGGGCAAAUUUCAUUGCAGCCAGCGGCCCGCAGAGACAACGUAGCAGCAGAAGCAGCAAAAGCAGCAGCAGCAGCAACGGCACCGGCAGAGGUUACAGAUAACCAGUGGCAGCUGCGCGCGCUGAUAACAAUCCAUAGUGAAGACUGAUACUGCACCCAAACCUGAUUCCGAUUUCGACUCCAACACCGAUUCAGCGAACGCAUAGUCUCCUGCAUAGCGGCAGCGGCAGCGGCCAUCUUUCCGYUUAUCAUUGACCGAGCAUGUCGCACGGCAGCGCCGGCGCGCAAACUGGUGGUGGCGGCGUUGGUGGCGGCAGUGUCGGCGGCGGUGCAGCAGCAGCGGCCGCAGCAGCAGCAGCUGGCUCUGARUAUCGUGAACUACAUUGGACAGUGUCGAGCGUGAUGGACUCGUCGCGUGUGUCCACCUGCCUAAUAUCGAUGCUGCUAAUUGUCUACGGCAGCUUUCGCAGCCUCAACAUUGAGCAGGAGGCACGGGAGCGCGAGGCGAAGAAACGCAAUGAGUCUAUGACGAAUCUGCUAACAGGCGAGCAGGUCGAGAAGGAGCCAAACUCGAAUUUUGAUGUAGCGGACAAGUUCGCCACGCUCGAUACAAUGCAUGCACUGUGCCUGCCUUUGGGUGCUUCCAUAUCGCUGCUCAUUAUGUUCUUCUUCUUUGAUUCGAUGCAGUUGCUGUUCGCCGUCUGCACAGCCAUUAUUGCCACUGUGGCGCUGGCUUUCCUGCUGUUGCCCAUGUGCCAAUACAUUAUACGGCCCUGCACGGAUGGCAAACGCUUCUCCUUUGGGAUCUGUGGACGUUUUACGGCAGCGGAGCUAUUCAGCUUCACUCUCUCAGUCUCGAUUGUGUGCGUUUGGGUGCUAACCGGGCAUUGGCUGUUAAUGGAUGCCAUGGGCAUGGGUCUCUGUGUUGCCUUCAUUGCGUUCGUGCGGCUGCCAAGCUUGAAGGUGUCGACGCUGCUGUUAACUGGCCUACUGAUAUACGACGUGUUUUGGGUGUUUCUGUCAUCGUACAUAUUCAGCACAAACGUGAUGGUCAAGGUGGCCACGCGACCCGCCGAGAAUCCCGUUGGCAUUGUGGCGCGCAAAUUGAAUUUGGGCGGCAUUGUGCGGGAUACACCGAAACUAAAUUUGCCGGGCAAACUGGUUUUCCCCAGCAUACACAAUACAGGACACUUCUCGAUGCUCGGCCUAGGCGAUGUUGUUAUGCCCGGACUACUGCUAUGCUUUGUGCUACGAUAUGAUGCCUAUAAAAAAUCACAGGGCUUCACAUCGGAUCCAACGCUGUCGCCGCCAAAGGGUGUUGGUUCUAAGUUGACAUACUUUCAUUGUUCCUUACUGGGCUAUUUCCUGGGUCUGCUAACGGCUACGGUUAGCUCGGAGGUGUUCAAGGCCGCACAACCUGCCUUACUUUAUUUAGUGCCCUUCACGUUAUUACCAUUGCUACUAAUGGCUUAUUUAAAGGGUGAUUUACGACGGAUGUGGAGUGAACCGUUUAUUGCGCAUCAACCAUCAAAACAAUUGGAAGUCUGAAUGUAUUCUAUCUUUAAACAGAAUUAAAAACAAAACGAAAGAAAGGGAAGAAUGAGAAAAACACAAUACACAUACUAUGAAUUCUCUCUUAAUAAAAUACGUAUUCUUUAAUUAUACGUAUCAAAUUUUUUUAAGUUAGGUAAUUCUAAUUUAGUGAAGUAACAGCAAAACCGAAUAAUAAAUCUAUGUAGUUUUAAUA